Molecule: messenger RNA, 552 nt
Organism: Cricetulus griseus (Chinese hamster)
Lineage: Eukaryota; Metazoa; Chordata; Mammalia; Rodentia; Cricetidae
Source: RefSeq, a predicted model, not a curated record
AUGGAGCACCUCCUCAACUACAAUGACAACUUCUACUAUCUUCUGCAGGACUCUGUGGAGGGCAGCAGCCCCCUCCCUGAGCAGGGGGCAGCAGCGCAAAGGGAUGUUAAAAUCUCUGAAGGAGCUCUAAGCCUGGACAGCAGUGAGAACCAACAGGACAACCAGAGCCUGGGAGGCUACGAGAGCCCUUCUAACAACCCGGGUCCUGAACGUGACCAGAGCACCCAGGAGCCCAUAGAGCUGCGCCCAGAAGAGCUAGCCCUUGAGCUCGCUGAGGUUCCAAGGCGCCGUCUCAGGAGGCGCCAAAUCGACUUCCACUUCACACAUUGGCAGGUGCAGGAAAUGGAGACGGUUUUCCGGGAAACCCAGUACCCGGAUGUGCUCACAAGGAGGGUGCUUGCCAGAAACAUGAAUGUGCCUGAAGUCAAAGUGAAGAAUUGGUUUAACAACAGGCGAGCCAAACAGAGGGCAAGGGAGAAGAAAGCAAUGCUCAGGAGGGCACCGCCUGGGAUCCAGGAGCACAUUUGCAUGAUGGACCCUGAGGAAGCCUAG